Cataglyphis hispanica is the source of this 1416-nucleotide messenger RNA. It is a transcript of the gene Snx16, whose product is annotated as sorting nexin-16. Lineage: Eukaryota; Metazoa; Arthropoda; Insecta; Hymenoptera; Formicidae. Gene Ontology annotation, molecular function: phosphatidylinositol binding. Gene Ontology annotation, biological process: early endosome to late endosome transport; protein targeting to lysosome; endosome to lysosome transport. The coding region runs from base 301 to 1047 and encodes 248 amino acids. Gene Ontology annotation, cellular component: late endosome; early endosome; extrinsic component of endosome membrane. The transcript is spliced from 5 exons. The record is from RefSeq and is a predicted model, not a curated record.
AGUGCAAUUCUAAAAAACCGUAGCUAAAAUGAACAAACUUCAAAACUCUCUCAUUUUAUCGAUGAGUUUACUCUCUUACAAAUUUUAAGUUCGUGAAUUUUUUAGAAACUUUCAAUAUGUUGAAUAAACGUCAAAGAGAUUUGUUAAAAGAAUUUUUGUUGAUUAGAUGACUGUUUGCAUAUAUAUAAUUCUUCAUAAAUAAUUGAGAUCUAUAUGAUGAAGUGUGUUAAAACAAUAUAAAAAUGCAAUAAACAAUUAAUUUUAUUAUAUCUGUAAAUAAUUGAGUUUGUCAGAGUUAAAAUGUCCAAUUCAGAGGUUGAUAUAGGAUGCAUCGAUGAGGUAACACUUGCAAUUAGUAAAGCAAGAAGUUCUCAAGCAGGUACUGUGAGAGUUCUUGAUAGUCCUGACUCAGAUGGAUUUGGUCACUCAAAUUCUUUUACUGUACAACGAUUUAAUUAUUCCAAUGAUAGCAAUACCAACUCAGAUAUUCUUCAAUCACCCCUGACUAGCGACGAUUUGAGAAUACCUAUUGUUGGUUAUGAAAUUAUGGAGGAAAGAGCUAGAUUUACAGUUUACAAACUUCGAGUUGAAUUGAAAAAUGGUGAUUGUUGGUUUGUGUUUAGAAGAUACACAGACUUUGUUCGAUUAUUAGCUCAAUUAAAAAGGCAGAAAGUUCCUAUUGCCCAUUUAUCACUACCAAGAAAAAAAUGGCUUGGUGAUAAUUUUGCUCCAAGUUUUUUAGAAGGAAGGAUAUGUGGACUUCAAGCAUUUGUUAAUGGCAUAUUGAGCAGUCCAAUUCUCAUAGGUGUUUCGUGUGUAAGAGAAUUCUUCUGUUUGGAUGAACCUCCUGUCUUAUCCGAUACAGCAGAGGAAUCUAGGGCAAUAUUUGAAGCACUUGAAGAUACAAUUUAUAAUUUAAGACAACAACUAAGAGAACGUGAUGCAAUACUUGCAUCUGAAAAAGCUCGAUGCAAUGAAUUCCGGAAAAAGCUUCAUCAGAUACUAAGUGAAAGACAAACCUGUUCAAAAUGUGGUGCAACCCAAUAAUAACUUUAUAGACUAUAAUAUUAGAUCUGAUAGAGUUAAUUUGUACAAAGUUUAAAUCAAUGCUAUUAUAAAGAAAUUAGUAUACACAAAAUUAUUUAAAAACUUUCGUUAUAAGGAAGAUAUUUAUCAGUGAUAUUUUAUAGGCAAGAUAUAUUAACUGUUAUAUUAGCAUUAUUUUAUCAGUAAACUUUGUAUAUAAAAUUUUACUCAAAUUUUUAAAUUUGACUAAAUAUUUGAUACAAAUUUUUAAUAAUAUUAUUUAUUGAUAUUAUUUAUUAAGAUAAAUUUUAAAUGAUAUUUCACAUAAAUAGAUUUUUAAUUUUUUGAUAUAUAAAUUUAUACUUACUACUUAUCUAUUAAAAAACUCUA